Messenger RNA from Saccharomyces mikatae IFO 1815, 435 nucleotides. It is a transcript of the gene ATG16, whose product is annotated as Atg16p. The record is from RefSeq and is a predicted model, not a curated record. The coding region runs from base 1 to 435 and encodes 144 amino acids. Lineage: Eukaryota; Fungi; Ascomycota; Saccharomycetes; Saccharomycetales; Saccharomycetaceae. The transcript has a single exon.
AUGAAGGUAAGAAAGCGAAUGUAUAAAAGAGGAAAUCAGAAACCAAGUGUAAUGGAUAAGUCGUUAAUUAGUAAACUAACAGAUCGAAAUAACAAGGAGGCUCAUUUAAGCGAAUUAUUUCAAGAUAAUAAUGGCUCUCUUGGUGAUAACAUUCCCAAUCAUGACGAUGCCUUACUGAAUACAUUGACAAUAUUGCAGCAAGAACUGAAAAGUAAAGAGCAAGAAAUACGUAAAUUAAGAGAAGUUAUUGGUUUAAAGAAUAAGAAUGCUGAGAGGUUGAAUGAUGAACUGAUUAGUGGAACCAUUGAAAAUAAUGUUUUACAACAGAAGCUCUCUGAUCUUAAAACGGAACAUUCCAAGCUAGUUGCCAAAUUUUUCAAAAAGACAGAAAAAGAGACAAAUGUUAUGAAUACCGAAAAAGAGAGGAGAGACUAA